Molecule: messenger RNA, 4520 nt
Organism: Hypanus sabinus (Atlantic stingray)
Lineage: Eukaryota; Metazoa; Chordata; Chondrichthyes; Myliobatiformes; Dasyatidae
Gene: pla2g15
Product: phospholipase A2, group XV
Exons: 6
Coding region: 971-2191 (406 amino acids)
Biological process (GO): phosphatidylcholine metabolic process; ceramide metabolic process
Cellular component (GO): lysosome
Source: RefSeq, a predicted model, not a curated record
GCCUCAUCCCAUCUGUGCCAGCACUCUCAAUUUCCCAGUUUCUCAAAAGUGUAAUAAAAAAGUUCUGAGAAAGUGUCUUUAAUCUGAGAGGUUAACUGCGUCUUAUUCCACAGGCUAAGUGUUUCCCUGCAUUUUCUACUUUUCACAGUUAUAAAUAAAUUCUAUUAUCAAAGUACGUACAUGUCACCAUAUACAGUACAACCCAGAGAUGCAUCUUCCUGUGGGCCAGCAUCUUCAACAAGUCUAUAGAACAGUAACUAUAAUAGAAUCAGUGAACGGCCUAGCAAUUUAAAGUAACCAACCCUCCUCCACCUCUGAUCCUCCGAUGAGGACUGGCUCAUGGACCUUCUCCUAAAGUCUCAAAUCAGCUCCUUGGUCUUGCUGACUAAUGCAUAUUUUCACUAAUCAUAAGCAACAGCACAAAACCAGAUUGCUGUCUUUUCAUUUAUGACCACGAGUCUGCAACCAGGAGUAAUUAACCGCUCCUUUCUACAGAUCUGUCUGGCCAGCAUUUUAUGGCUUUGUAAGAGAUUCCGAUUAAUUUGUCACAUCCACCGAAGUGCAAUGGCAUACUUUGCACGCAUGUAACCGUGUACUGCACUUUGAUCAUUUCUACUAUUAGUUGUGAAAGAAACGCUUCGGUUUAUUUUCUGUUGACUGACCACGCCAGACUGCAGAUGCCAGAACCUGGAGCAACACGCACAACGCUAGAGGUCGGGCCGCAUCCAGGAAAUGGCCCGUUGACAUCUUAGGUUUGGGUCAGUGAUAUCUGGGCGAGCUCUUCUUGCCUUGCGAAGGUUUGUCCGCAGACGCCGAGCGCCGUCAUCCCGGGGGCGGCGCCGCGCCACGGGUUCGAUCGGCGGCGAGGCCUGGCGACGUCCCCCUGCGCCUCGCCGGGCCGGGCCGGGCCGGGCCCAUAGCAACAGUGCUCGCUCCCCGCGUCCGUCGCCUGGGUGAUGAGAGCCGGGCAAUGGUCCCCAACCUCUGCCUCUUCCUCUCUCUGCUGGCGGCUGCCCUCCCCGCCGGCUGCGGGGACAAGUUCAAUGCGACCAGACCGCCCGUGGUGCUGGUUCCAGGUGACCUGGGAAACCAGCUGGAGGCCAAGCUGAACAAGCCUAGCGUAGUUCACUACCUGUGUGCAAAAAAAACCGAAGAUUACUUCACUCUGUGGCUGAACCUUGAGCUGCUUCUGCCCCUUGUCAUUGACUGCUGGAUCGACAAUAUGAGGCUUGUUUACAACACAACAACAAAAACAACAGAAACCCCACCUGGAGUUGAUGUGAGAAUUCCCGGAUUUGGGAAAACCUACCCGAUGGAAUUCCUGGAUCCCAGCAAAAGAGCUGUGGGGAUUUAUUUCUAUACUCUGGUGAAGUACAUGGUAGAUUGGGGCUACCUCAGAGAUGAAGAUGUCCGUGGUGCUCCAUAUGACUGGCGACGAGCACCCAAUGAAAAUGCUCAGUUUUUCAAGGAUCUGCAGGCAAUGAUUGAAUCCAUGUACAAGCAAUAUGGUAGUCCUGUCAUUCUGAUUGCGCACAGUAUGGGAAACCUGUACACACUCUAUUUCUUGAACCAUCUGCCACAGGAGUGGAAAGACAAGUACAUUAAAUCCUACAUCGCACUGGGGGCUCCUUGGGGAGGUGUGUCGAAGACUUUGCGAGUUCUGGCUACAGGAGACAAUGAUCGAAUUCCAGUCAUCAGCCCACUGAAGAUCCGUGAACAGCAGCGGACUGCAGUGUCCACCAACUGGCUUCUCCCUUACAACAACACCUGGUCAAUGGACAAAAUAUUCAUCACCACGCCCACGUACAAUUACACUAUGAAAGACUAUCAGAAAUUCUACCAGGACAUCAACUUUAAAGAAGGCUGGUUUAUUCGGCAAGACACUGAAGCACUGGUGUACAAUUUGACUGCCCCUGGAGUUACAAUUUAUUGCCUGUAUGGAACUGGAAUACCAACACCCGAGUCCUUCAACUAUGAUGUCUUCCCUGAUCAGGAGCCCAAAGUCAUCAAUGGGGAAGGUGACGGAACAGUCAACCUGCUGAGUGCUCUGAAGUGCAAGGAAUGGGUGGGAAAGCAGGAAGGCAAAGUCUAUAUGAAAGAACUGCCAGGAAAUGAACAUGUAGACAUGCUGUCCAACCUUUCUACAAUUUCCUACAUCAAAAGGGUCCUAUUUAAUUUGCCUCUACUAUGAACUUACACUGACCGUGCUGGAAGUCAGAGGAUGCUUUUAUUUUGCUGAAUUUUGACAGUUUUGUAAUGAGUUGAGGCACUCCAUUGACUGAAUUCAGAUGUUGUGGUUCUGUGUCGUUGCUCUCGGCCCUCACUGAUGUAAAGCAAUCAACUACUUUGUCUAGAGAGGGAGCUGCAGUUAUUACGUGAAGUCUUCACUCCUGAUGGUGCUUAGGCCGCAACUAAUUUCUGGAAUCGGUUGUUCAUUAUAAUGGAGUAUUGAGAUGGAUGAUAGAGGUAAAGUGUAGAGAGGGGUUAUUGUAUAUGAUGCGAUCUGGCCAUAAAAUAGAAAUAUGAAGAAUUUAAAAAGUACACAUAACCAAAUCCCUGCAACCUUUAAAUGGAACAGUAAAUAUGUAACUGCUCCUCAGUUUCAUGAAAGUGGGUUCAAAUGCAGGUCAAAAGAGUGUGCAUUAAUUCUGCAACACUGUAAGAUCUAAACUGACAAAUCUCUGCUUCCUCAUGGGCCUAAGUUCACUGAUUCGUUAACUCCAUCCUGCAAAAAAUGCAGAAUGGGCAACCGAAGUGUUACGUUGAUGUACUUCUGCGAAACUGGAAUUGAAGUACUUUGGUAAGGAAAUGUAGGGUAGGAGAACUUUAAUAUGGCAAUUGAUGAUAUAUUGAAGUAUGCUUCUUUACAUUUAAUCUUAUCCAUCUAGCAAUAUUAAUUCUUUAUAAUUUUAUUAUACAACUUUUUUGAAAACCUCUUCCAUAUCUUUACCUCUUAACUUGUUUGACAAAUUAUGCUAAACAUUAAGAAUGAAACUUCCUCAUUUCAAACACACUUUCUGGCAGUUUAAAAAAAUAUCGUCUCCAACCUUGAGUUGAUGCCAAUCAAAAUGAAAGGGUAAAUAAACGUUCCUAAGUCCUAUGAUUUGAGUUCAAUUCCAGAAAUAUCUCUUUUAAAAUGUUAAAUUACCUUUUGCCAUUAGCUUCCGUGGUUAUGGCUGUUUGUCUUUAAGUUUUCCAGCCAAAAUGUAUAGCGAAAUUAUGUAGUACCUUUACUAGAUACGGUAUAUUAAAUCUGUUGUUCUGUGCCUUUUUCACUGUAUUGAAGUAAACCUGUGUGAUUGCCAGUGAUAACAGUUAAAAUAUUUGGAUCUAGAUAUUUAGACUUUGCACAAAGAAUUUUGAUUUGGGUGUGAAAGGGCACAGUUUCUGGUUUAACACCAAUGAAUUGGCUUGUACUUGUAAAAAGGGAAUGAAUGUUAGUAACAUUAAGUGUGUGGCACUUUGUCAGUUUGAAGUUAGGGGACAAGGUCAUAGGUUAUUGAUUACUCGAUUAUCGUUUGGCCAGGUGAAUCACCAAAGCUCGUUUCCUUAGCUCUGCCCCUACCACAACUAAAGAAGUGUUCAUGUAGGAGGAGAACUGACACUUUUGCCAAGUCUGGGGCUAAUAUCCUGGCUUUAGAUCCUCCAAUAAUCUAUAAAUAUUUGUAAACAAAUAGAUCUGUAGUAGAACAGGUACUUGGGAUACAGUAAGAUCUAGUUCUUGCAGGGCAGGGAAGAGCCAUGUUCAGUAUACAUUUAUAGAAGUUUCCAGACAAUUCAAAGCCUAGAUAAGUAUUAGCAAUUAAAAUUUGGUAUAAAUGUUGGAUGUUAACUGUUUCGUAUGUAGAAUUCAAUACUGUAGAAUAUUUUAAAAUUUAGGAUAUUAAAUAUAGUGGAAAAUUCAAAUAUUUAGUUGAUGCAUAUGACCAGUGAUACCUUUAUGGACAUAUUUUCUUAAGGCAGUUAUAUUUUUGAUACGGGCCACUUUAUUCAUGACAGCAAAGUCCGAGUGUAGUCAUGAGGCAGGUUAUUGUGGAGAUGUGAACUAUUUCCACAAGCUCUGCUUUCUAGACUACUUAUUCUGGUUGGGUUGUGAUUGCUGAUAACUGGUAGGGAAACUAACAAUUUUUCUAUUUCUGGUGGGGGGGGAAUGGGGGAAGAAAGGUUCAGCAAUUGAGCAACCCUAUUGUACCUGCUGCUUUUGAAGGCCGUGCCAAAAGAGGUGUGGAAAAUGCCCACUGUUGUGGAUGAAGGCUCAGCUUUCCCAUGCCCUCAUCCAGCCCUUGGCAUCGGUGUUGGGCGCGAUGAUGUGGAGAGGGAAAUCUAAUAUUCACCACAAGGAAGUGAAACGUUGAAGUUAGUAUUAGAUCACAGUUGUAUAUUUCAAGCUGUCAUCUGUGCCUCUGUAGUUCUCAUACCCAAUUCCUGUUGCCGGUAAUACUCGAACCACUGCUUCUGUUUCUACUAGAAUGUUAUAUUUUUCACUGGAAAAUAAAUAAAUUACAUCUGGAAAGCUGGUG